CACUUCCGGGACGGUGUUCCGGCCCAUUCCGGCCCAUUUCCACCCCCGGAGCUCUCACCCCUCCAGUGCCGACGGUAAAGAAAGACUUUACUCCAAGGGCUUCCUUCUCACUGGGGAAUUGCCGGAAAAAGCAAACAAAAAAAGGCGCUGGUGUAGGCUCCAAAAUAAACAUCUGAAUUCAUGAUGGCAUCGACAGUGGCUCUUAAUGGAUUAAAAGUUUCAAAACAAACAAAAACGCUUUGGAAAAAGCAGGGUUGAAUGCCUGCCUGCAUCCUCAGGCACGACCAUGGAGAAAGGUGGGAACAUACAACUGGAGAUCCCUGACUUCAGCAACUCUGUCCUGAGCCAUCUAAAUCAGCUGCGUAUGCAGGGCCGUCUCUGUGAUAUCGUGGUCAAUGUACAAGGACAGGCUUUUCGAGCUCACAAAGUGGUACUGGCUGCCAGCUCCCCCUAUUUCCGGGACCACAUGUCCUUGAAUGAGAUGAGUACUGUCUCCAUCUCAGUCAUCAAGAACCCUACUGUUUUUGAACAGCUCCUUUCUUUCUGUUAUACAGGGCGAAUCUGCCUGCAACUAGCAGAUAUCAUCAGCUACCUGACAGCUGCCAGCUUUCUGCAGAUGCAGCAUAUUAUAGACAAAUGUACACAGAUCCUGGAGGGCAUUCACUUCAAAAUUAAUGUGGCUGAGGUUGAAGCAGAAUUAAGUCAAACAAGGACAAAGCAUCCCGAGAGACCUCCAGAGUCUCACAGGGUUACACCAAAUCUAAACCGCUCUCUCAGCCCACGACACAGUGCUCCAAAGGGAAACCGGCGGGGUCAGGUUAGUGCAGUGCUGGAUAUCAGGGAGCUGAGCCCUCCAGAGGAGUCCACCAGCCCUCAGAUAAUUGAACAGAGUUCUGAUGUAGAGAGCCGGGAGCCUAUUCUACGGAUCAACCGAGCAGGACAGUGGUAUGUGGAGACAGGGGUAGCAGACCGAGGGUCCCGGAGUGAUGACGAAGUUAGGGUUCUUGGAGCAGUACACAUCAAAACUGAAAAUCUGGAGGAGUGGCUUGGGCCUGAAAAUCAGCCUUCAGGAGAAGAUGGAAGUAGUGCAGAAGAGGUCACAGCCAUGGUGAUUGACACCACAGGCCAUGGAUCUGUGGGACCGGAAAAUUAUACUUUAGGGUCUUCAGGAGCCAAGGUGGUUCGCCCAACCAGCAGUGAGAUUGACAGAUUUAGCCCCUCUGGCAGUAUUGUUCCCUUGACAGAGAGACACAGAGCCAAAAGUGAGUCUCCUGGGAGAAUGGAUGAGCCUAAGCAACCUAGUUCCCAGGUAGAAGAGUCAGCAAUGAUGGGAGUAAGUGGCUAUGUGGAAUAUCUCCGAGAGCAGGAAGUAUCUGAGAGGUGGUUCCGAUAUAACCCCCGUCUCACCUGUAUCUACUGUGCAAAAUCUUUCAACCAGAAGGGGAGCCUGGACCGCCACAUGCGCCUACACAUGGGCAUCACACCAUUUGUUUGCCGCAUGUGUGGCAAGAAGUAUACUCGGAAAGAUCAGCUGGAGUAUCAUAUCCGCAAGCACACAGGCAACAAGCCCUUCCACUGUCAUGUUUGUGGCAAAAGUUUCCCCUUCCAGGCCAUCUUAAAUCAGCACUUUCGCAAAAACCACCCUGGCUGUAUCCCCUUGGAGGGGCCCCACAGUAUAUCCCCUGAAACAACUGUCACAUCUAGAGGACAAGCUGAGGAAGAGUCACCUUCACAGGAAGAGACAGUUGCUCCUGGGGAAACCGCCCAGGGCUCUGUGUCUACCACUGGGCCAGAUUGAAACAUAGAGGGGGAGGGGGCAGACCCUCUUCCCCUUUGGGCCGUAAGCUGCCAGCAUCAGGGCCAUGGGCUGGUACUUAGAUUCACAAAAUGCCACAUUACUAGACCGGAAGAUGCUCCCAAGAUGUUGCCAAACUAGAGGAUCAGCAACAUAUACAAAAGCACUUAAGGCUCUUCCCCUCCUCCUUCCCACCUCACACUUUGGAAAGUAAUCAAGCAAAUCAACUUUAUAAUUCAGGGAUCAACAGCCUUGGUUUGUUAACUUUAUAAGAAAAAAAUUUUUUAACAAAACAAUGAUAAAUGGUGAUUUAUCUACAUCAUGUUUAAAUACUGUACUUUGGUUCAUAUCAUCAUGGUGGCUAUAAAUGCCCCAAAAAAAAAAAAAAUGCAGCAGGACCUUGGUCAUCUGAAUCAGCUGCCACAAAAAAGAAGGAAGUAACCAACGUGGUGAUUUUAAGGAGGAGUUUCUCCUGUUCCUUCCCUGCCAGGACAUCUGGUUUUAUGUUCA
This is a messenger RNA of Condylura cristata (star-nosed mole), 2305 nucleotides long. RefSeq names its product zinc finger and BTB domain containing 37 (gene ZBTB37). NCBI's taxonomy places the organism in Eukaryota, Metazoa, Chordata, Mammalia, Eulipotyphla, Talpidae. The record is from RefSeq and is a predicted model, not a curated record. The coding region runs from base 287 to 1798 and encodes 503 amino acids. The transcript is spliced from 5 exons. Gene Ontology annotation, biological process: regulation of transcription by RNA polymerase II. Gene Ontology annotation, molecular function: protein binding; DNA-binding transcription factor activity, RNA polymerase II-specific; RNA polymerase II cis-regulatory region sequence-specific DNA binding.